AUGAUGUCAAUUAUUUUCUUUCUAAUAUUUAUUUCCUCUGUGACUUCAAUUUCACUUGAUAUUCGUUAUCCACAAUUUUUUCAUCAAUCUAUAAAUGAUUCAUCUGUAGAAAUAACUGAAGGUAAAAGUGCUGGAAGUUUUAUUGCAUUUAUUAAUCUUAUUAAUGAUACAAAUAUUAUACCAAAUGAAUGGUUACUUAAUAUAACAGAUACUGAUUUUAAAAUUCAAUCAAAUGGUUUAUCCUAUUCAUUAGUAACUACACAAACUUUGGAUCGUGAACGAAAAAAUUUCUAUGAAUUUUCUAUCAAUGCUCAACAUCUUAUACCACCCUAUGAAAAAUUAACAAAGUUAAUACGUAUUCGUAUACUUGAUAUUAAUGAUUGUAUACCAUCAUUUAAUCAAACUGUAUAUCAAACAACAAUGAUACCAAAUGAAUCUACUUAUACAAUUACGGCAUAUGAUUGUGAUCAACCAAAUACUGAGAAUAGUCGAAUUACAUAUUCUUUAUCAAAUUAUCAAGAUCUAUUUCAUAUUAAUGAAUCUACUGGUAUAAUUGAAUGUAUUAAAAAUACGAAUACAUAUGAACGUUAUGAAAUUAUUGUUGUUGCACGUGAUCAUGGCAAACCACAAUUAUCAUCAACAACAUUAGUACAAAUUCAAUUAGUAUCAUCAAUGCAAAAUAAAAAUUUUCUAUCAUCAUCGUCAUCAUGGUUACAUGUUGAACAAAGUCCUCGUAAUAUUCUCAUACUUGCUAGUAUAUUAGCAGCUUUAUUUGUAUUUAUAUCAUUAUUUAUAUGUUUAAUAUGUUGUAUAAAAUAUAAAAUUAAACGAUCGAAACAAGAAAAUAGUUUAACAACAACAACAUCAACAAAUUUAAAUAAUAUUCAUUCAAUGAUAAGUGAAAGAAAAUUUCCUUCAACAUCAUCAACAACAUCAUUGAAUGAACUUCAACAACAUACAGCAAAUGGACAAUUUACACGUAUUACAGAUGAUUUACAUUUUGAACGAACAGCAAUUCUUUACGAUGCAAUGAAUGUCUUUCCAAAUACCUAUUAUUUGCCACUUAAACAACAAGCGGAAUUAAUUGAAAAUAUAAAUAAUUCAAAUAAUAAUGAUACAUCAUCACAUUUACCACAAUCAUCAUCAACAACAAGUAGUCCAGUUUCAGCAACUGGUACUGCUACAAAAGCUUGUUCGGAUGAUGGUUGUUACUGUUCGAGUGAUAUGUCAUCUGAACAAUCGAAUAAUCUUCUACUACUAAAUCCAUCGUCACUAUCAGCAACAACUUCGAAAUUAUCAGCAAAACAUGUUCGAUUUAUUGAAAAUAAUACUCGUGUCGAUGGAGCUUUACAACGUUUUGAAAAUCUUUACGGACCACAGACAACGUCGGACCAUUGCGCUUCUUAUGUUUGA
Adineta steineri is the source of this 1413-nucleotide messenger RNA. NCBI's taxonomy places the organism in Eukaryota, Metazoa, Rotifera, Eurotatoria, Adinetida, Adinetidae. The record is from the annotation of a GenBank genome assembly.